AUGCGUGAGUACAAGGUGGUGGUGCUGGGCAGCGGCGGGGUGGGCAAGUCGGCCCUGACGGUGCAGUUCGUCACCGGCACCUUCAUCGAGAAGUACGACCCGACCAUCGAGGACUUCUACCGGAAGGAGAUCGAGGUGGACUCGUCGCCGUCGGUGCUGGAGAUCCUGGACACCGCCGGCACCGAGCAGUUCGCCUCCAUGCGGGACCUGUACAUCAGGAACGGCCAGGGCUUCAUCCUGGUCUACAGCCUGGUCAACCAGCAAAGUUUUCAGGACAUCAAACCCAUGAGGGACCAGAUCAUCCGGGUCAAAAGGUACCAGCAGGUGCCGGUGGUGCUGGUGGGGAACAAGGUGGACCUGGAGGGAGAGAGGGAGGUGUCCCCCAGCGAGGGCCAGGCGUUGGCCGAGGACUGGGGCUGCCCUUUCAUGGAGACCUCGGCCAAGAGCAAGACCAUGGUGGACGAGCUCUUCACGGAGAUCGUCCGGCAGAUGGACUUCUCACCACUGCCGGACAGAAGCGAGGCCUGCUGCGCCACCUGCAACCUGCAGUAG
Molecule: messenger RNA, 552 nt
Organism: Lampris incognitus (smalleye Pacific opah)
Lineage: Eukaryota; Metazoa; Chordata; Actinopteri; Lampriformes; Lampridae
Product: ras-related protein Rap-2a-like
Exons: 2
Coding region: 1-552 (183 amino acids)
Biological process (GO): Rap protein signal transduction; negative regulation of cell migration
Cellular component (GO): plasma membrane
Molecular function (GO): GTP binding; GTPase activity; GDP binding
Source: RefSeq, a predicted model, not a curated record